AUGACCUCCUCAAAAGAGCUGCUGGUUAAGGAAGAUAUUCACUCAAUUGAUAAGUUACCUAAGAUUGAGAAUUAUAAGGCACCUAAAUAUCCAGUUGUACUGUGUCAUGGGCUGUCAGGGUUUGAUAAGUUGAUUCUCAUUCCAUCUGUGUUUAGGCUAACUAAAAUGAUAAGCAGUAGCAUUAACCUGAACAACUCGGAUCAUUUCCUGGAAAUUGAUGACGAUACCGAAGGUGCAAGUGUGAGGAAUAAGGGACUGCUAGAGAUAGAGUACUGGAUUGGCAUUAAAGAAAUACUUGAAAAAAAUGGCUGUCAAACAAUUACUACAAAAGUGCCAGGUAUGGGCAGCAUCGAAGAACGAGCACUGGCUUUAAAUGCCUCUAUUGAACGUGAAGUAAAGAAGCUACAGAAAAAGCAAAAGAAAAAUUCAUGGUUCUCGAGAAAUGAAAAGAUAAAGCUAAACCUCUUAGCGCAUUCAAUGGGUGGCCUAGAUUGCCGAUACUUAAUAGCAAAACUACCGAAAAGAAACUACCAAGUAGCUAGUUUGACGACAAUAUCAACCCCACAUCGGGGCUCAGAAAUGGCCGACUAUAUUACAAAGUUGUUUUUUGAUCUGAAACCAAAAAAAGAAAGUGCCCCAAAUAUUCAUUUACCAAUAUGCUUUUAUCAGUUAACAACAACUUAUAUGCAAUACUUCAAUGAGAAUGUUAGAGAUGAUCCAAAAGUUAAGUACUUUUCAUAUGGAUCAUACUUUAAGCCUAAAUGGUAUAACGUAUUAGCAUGGCCUUGGAAAGUCAUAGCAAAAGCUACUAAUGACGGAUUGAAUGAUGGUCUAGUUACCAUAAAAAGCAGUGAAUGGGGCGAAUAUCAAGGUACUCUAAAAAAUGUGGAUCAUCUUGACAUUAUUAAUUGGAAGAACAAAUUACAAGAUGAUUAUCUUAAGUAUUUUCCAAAAAUUGGGUAUGAACCAAUAAAUAUCCUAGACUUUUAUCUACAUGUAACAGAUAAUUUGGCUAGAAAUGGCCUUUAA
Molecule: messenger RNA, 1029 nt
Organism: Nakaseomyces glabratus
Lineage: Eukaryota; Fungi; Ascomycota; Saccharomycetes; Saccharomycetales; Saccharomycetaceae
Gene: TGL2
Product: triglyceride lipase
Biological process (GO): lipid metabolic process
Molecular function (GO): triacylglycerol lipase activity
Source: RefSeq, a predicted model, not a curated record